CAUUUGUGUAUGUGGCAGCCGCGGGUGCAUUGUUCGUCAUUUCUCUAUACAAAUAAAAGAGUCAUUAUAUUCAUCUACUUUUUCUUCAUGUAGAAUCAAAUUGGAAUAACACCGUGAUAUUAGAAGAUCGCUCGUAGGCCGUUUCGGUUUAGAUAGAGCAAGGAACCGUAGCAACCAUGGCUCAAGUUUUGCCGAUACGUUUUCAGGAGCAUUUACAGCUCACAAACAUUGGGAUAAAUCCAGCAUCAAUAUCCUUCAACACACUCACCAUGGAGUCAGACAAGUUCAUCUGUGUCAGAGAAAAGGUGGGUGAUACGUCGGAGGUUGUUAUCAUCGACAUGGCUGACCCUACCAAUCCCAUCAGAAGACCAAUCAGUGCAGAUUCUGCUAUCAUGAAUCCAGCAAGCAAGGUUAUUGCGUUAAAAGGAAAGGCUGGAGUAGAAGCAGCGCAAAAGACCCUCCAAAUAUUCAACAUUGAAAUGAAAUCCAAGAUGAAGGCACACACUAUGACCGAAGACGUUGUGUUCUGGAAAUGGAUAUCGCCGAACACCCUCGCCUUGGUCACGAAGAUGUCGGUCUACCACUGGUCCAUGGAAGGCGACUCCACUCCCGUAAAGAUGUUCGACAGACACUCAUCGCUUGCGGAGUGCCAAAUCAUUAACUACAGGACAGAUCCGAAACAGCAAUGGCUAUUGCUUGUUGGCAUAUCAGCCCAACAGAACCGCGUCGUGGGCGCAAUGCAACUGUACUCGGUGGAGCGCAAGUGCUCGCAGCCCAUAGAGGGCCACGCUGCUUCCUUCGCGACAUUCAAGGCGGAGGGGAACGCUGAGCCGUCGACUCUCUUCUGUUUCGCUGUAAGAACACCCCAGGGAGGAAAACUGCAUAUUAUUGAGGUGGGUCAAACCCCAGCUGGCAACCAACCGUUCCCUAAAAAAGCGGUCGAUGUUUUCUUCCCCGCCGAGGCCCAGAGCGACUUCCCCGUGGCCAUGCAGGUGUCGCCGAAGUAUGACGUCAUCUACCUGAUCACAAAGUACGGCUACAUACACAUGUACGACAUCGAGACCGGCACCUGUAUCUACAUGAACCGUAUCUCGUCCGAUACCAUAUUCGUGACGGCCCCUCACGAGUCCACUGGCGGAAUCAUAGGUGUCAAUCGUAAAGGCCAAGUCCUCUCAGUGACAGUAGAAGAAGACUCCAUAGUACCGUACAUAAACACGGUGCUGCAGAACCCUGAGCUAGCGCUCCGUCUCGCUGUAAGGAACAACCUUGCCGGAGCAGAGGAGCUUUUUGUGAGGAAGUUUAACAUGCUAUUUACUAAUGGACAGUAUGGAGAGGCAGCGAAAGUAGCAGCCAUGGCGCCGCGUGGUAUCCUUAGAACUCCGCAAACCAUACAGCGGUUCCAGCAGGUGCCCACACAGCCGGGACAGACUUCCCCACUACUACAGUACUUCGGGAUAUUGCUAGAUCAGGCGCAGCUUAACAAGUUCGAAUCCCUUGAAUUGUGUCGCCCUGUUUUGCUGCAAGGUCGUAAGCAGUUGCUAGAGAAAUGGUUAAAAGAAGAGAAGUUAGAGUGUUCAGAAGAGCUUGGAGAUCUUGUCAAGCAAGUUGAUCCCACUCUUGCAUUAUCGGUGUACCUGAGGGCCAAUGUUGCAAGCAAAGUUAUUCAGUGUUUUGCUGAGACUGGCCAGUUCCAGAAAAUUGUACUUUAUGCUAAAAAGGUUGGUUACACACCGGAUUAUAUUUACCUCCUCCGCUCUGUGAUGCGAACUAAUCCUGAACAAGGUGCUGGGUUUGCUGGCAUGCUCGUUGCCGAAGAUCCUCCAUUAGCCGACAUUCAGCAGAUUGUUGAUGUUUUCAUGGAGCAGAAUAUGGUGCAACAAUGCACCGCCUUCCUACUCGACGCCUUGAAGAAUAAUAGGCCUGAGGAGGGACCUUUGCAAACCAGGCUGCUGGAGAUGAACCUGAUGUCGGCGCCGCAGGUGGCGGACGCCAUCCUCGGCAACGGCAUGUUCACGCACUACGACCGCGCGCACGUGGCGCAGCUCUGCGAGAAGGCGGGCCUGCUGCAGCGCGCGCUCGAGCACUACACCGACCUCUACGACAUCAAGCGCGCCGUGGUUCACACCCAUCUGUUAUCAGCUGACUGGUUGGUCAGCUACUUUGGGACGUUAUCUGUUGAAGACUCGCUUGAAUGCCUCAAGGCUAUGCUUCAAGCGAAUAUUCGUCAAAACUUACAAAUCUGCGUGCAAAUCGCGACGAAGUAUCACGAGCAGUUAACGACAAAGGCAUUGAUUGAAUUAUUUGAGAGUUUCAAAACUUAUGAAGGACUCUUCUACUUCCUUGGAUCCAUUGUCAACUUCAGCCAGGAUUCAGAAGUUCACUUUAAAUAUAUUCAGGCCGCUUGUAAAACGGGACAAAUCAAAGAAGUGGAGCGUAUUUGCCGUGAAUCGAACUGCUACAACGCUGAGAGGGUAAAGAAUUUCCUGAAAGAAGCAAAAUUGCCCGAUCAACUUCCACUUAUCAUCGUUUGCGACCGUUUCGAUUUCGUGCACGACCUAGUACUGUAUCUCUACAGAAACAGCCUGCAGAAAUACAUUGAGAUAUAUGUGCAAAAGGUCAACCCAUCCCGCUUACCUGUGGUUGUCGGCGGUCUUUUAGACGUGGAUUGUGCGGAGGAUAUAAUCAAAAACUUGAUUCUUGUCGUACGUGGACAAUUCUCCACCGACGAACUCGUUGCUGAAGUCGAAAAGAGAAACAGAUUGAAGUUGCUCCUGCCCUGGUUAGAGACUCGUGUUCACGAAGGUUGCAACGAGCCCGCUACACACAACGCCCUCGCAAAGAUCUACAUCGAUUCUAACAAUAACCCUGAGAGGUUCCUCAAGGAAAAUCAAUGGUACGACUCGCGCGUGGUGGGGCGCUACUGCGAGAAGCGCGACCCGCACCUGGCGUGCGUGGCGUACGAGCGCGGCCAGUGCGACCGCGAGCUCAUCGCCGUGUGCAACGACAACUCGCUGUUCAAGACGCAGGCGCGCUACCUCGUGCGGCGCCGCGACCAGGACCUGUGGCUCGAGGUGCUCGCCGAGUCCAACCCCUUCAAGAGGCAGCUCAUCGACCAGGUGGUGCAAACGGCACUUUCUGAAACGCAAGAUCCAGAGGAUAUAUCCGUGACUGUGAAGGCAUUCAUGACAGCUGACUUGCCCAAUGAACUAAUCGAGUUGCUUGAGAAGAUUGUACUGGAUAAUUCCGUUUUCUCAGAUCACAGAAACCUCCAGAACUUGCUGAUAUUGACAGCUAUCAAGGCGGACCGCACUCGUGUAAUGGAAUACAUCAACCGCUUGGACAACUAUGACGCUCCCGAUAUCGCGAACAUCGCUAUCAAUAACGAACUGUAUGAGGAGGCUUUUGCAAUCUUUAAGAAAUUCGACGUCAACACUUCAGCCAUACAAGUGUUGAUAGAUCAAGUGAAAGACUUGAAACGCGCUUAUGAAUUCGCCGAACGUUGCAACGAGCCCGGAGUCUGGUCUCAGCUCGCUAAGGCGCAACUACAACAGGGGUUAGUGAAGGAAGCCAUCGACUCGUAUAUCAAGGCUGAUGACCCCUCAGCCUACAUGGACGUGGUAGCAACCGCCACUAAGCAGCAAUCGUGGGAGGAUCUCGUGCGCUAUUUGCAGAUGGCACGCAAGAAAGCCCGCGAGUCGUACAUCGAAUCCGAACUAAUCUACGCGUACGCUCGCACCGGACGUCUGGCUGAUCUCGAGGAAUUCAUUUCGGGGCCGAACCACGCUGACAUUCAAAAGAUCGGCGAUCGUUGCUUCGAUGAUAAAAUGUACAAUGCGGCUAAGUUGCUUUACAAUAACGUCAGCAACUUUGCUCGUUUAGCUAUUACAUUGGUGCAUCUUAAGGAAUUCCAAGGUGCGGUGGACAGCGCUCGCAAAGCGAACUCGACGCGCACGUGGAAGGAGGUGUGCUUCGCGUGCGUGGACGCGGGCGAGUACCGACUGGCGCAGAUGUGCGGCCUGCACAUCGUCGUACACGCAGACGAGCUCGAGGACCUCAUCAACUACUACCAGGAUCGAGGCCACUUCGAUGAACUGAUCAGCUUGCUGGAAGCAGCGUUAGGUUUGGAAAGAGCCCACAUGGGAAUGUUCACGGAACUCGCCAUCCUCUAUUCAAAGUUCAAGCCUGGCAAGAUGCGCGAACAUUUGGAGCUGUUCUGGUCACGAGUCAACAUUCCGAAGGUUCUACGUGCAGCAGAGCAAGCGCACCUGUGGUCCGAACUUGUGUUCCUAUACGACAAGUACGAGGAAUACGAUAACGCGGCGCUUACUAUGAUGCAGCACCCUACUGAGGCUUGGCGUGAGGGCCACUUCAAAGACAUCAUUACUAAGGUUGCCAACAUGGAGCUCUACUACAAAGCGAUUCAGUUCUAUCUCGACUAUAAGCCCCUUUUGCUGAACGACCUUCUGCUCGUGCUGGCGCCGCGCAUGGACCACACGCGUGCCGUGGCGUUCUUCACUAAGGCCGGACACUUGCAGCUCGUUAAAGCCUACCUGAGAUCUGUCCAAAGUCUCAACAACAAGGCCGUCAACGAAGCUCUCAACUCCUUGCUCAUUGAUGAAGAAGAUUAUCAAGGUCUGCGAACAUCGAUAGAUGCUUUCGACAAUUUCGACACCAUUGCGCUGGCGCAACAACUAGAGAAACACGAACUGACCGAAUUUAGACGAAUUGCUGCUUACUUAUACAAAGUUGCAACUCUGUUAACAGGCAAUAACCGGUGGAAGCAGAGUGUGGAAUUGUGCAAGAAGGAUGCUUUAUACGCGGACGCUAUGGAGUACGCGUCUGAAUCUCGCCAGCCGGAAGUGGCGGAGGAACUGCUUGACUGGUUCUUGGAAAGAAAUAACUUUGAGUGCUUCUCGGCUUGCCUUUAUCAGUGCUAUGACCUCCUGAAACCUGAUGUUGUUAUCGAACUUGCGUGGAGGCACAAUAUCAUGGACUUUGCCAUGCCAUACCUUAUUCAGACGGUACGCGAGCUAACGACAAAAGUAGAAAAGUUAGAAGAAGCAGACGCCAAACGUAGUACAGAGAGCGCUGAGCAAGAAGCCAAGCCUGCCAUGAUCAUGGAACCUCAACUUAUGCUUACGGCUGGUCCGUCUAUGCCAUACCCGGGCGUGCCCGCGCAGGCGUCGCCGUACGCGUACGCGGCGCAGGCCCCGUCGCCCGCGCCCUACCACGGCUACGGCAUGUAGGGCACCGCCGCCCCCUCCUGGGGAGCGUACGCGCGCCUCUGAGCGCCCGCACGAGCCGACACCGGGGACCGCGACACGCUGACGCCGAACUCUGUACCUUCGACAAUCUUAUGGCAAUGUGGAAUGAUUUAAUCCAUUUUAGAAAAAGAGAAUAUACUUAAUAUGUUAUUAUACUCUGAAAUUCUGCGAAGCUAUUUUCGUUUCAAAAGACUUGCUCUAUCCCGAUUGGCUGGUGAAAUGUUUAACCGGAACAGCUGUUAUAAUACUAGCUUUUAUAAGCUUCAAAUGGAAAAAAACGCGUAGUAAAAUAUAUAUUUACAUUUUUUUGUAGAUAUCCAGUAUUAAAUGGUGUGUGGUCGUCGGUAUGUCGUUGAUAAUUUAUUUGAUUUUACGAAACAACAUUCUCUAAGCAUUUUCGAUUGUAACUCAUUUUAAAUAUAAAAUGAGAUGGAACUUAUGAAAUAAUUUAGAUUUUCUACAAAACGGGUUUACUUUCGUAAGCGGCAUGGCCUAAUUGAGUUUUUUUAUCCUUUAUAAGUAUUCAAGUUAUCGGAAAUGCCCAGAGACCUGUAGUCCAGACGUUUAGACCGAUAUUUAGAACUAUGAAAUGAAUCGGUCCGUACAAAAAUCGUAUUCAAAUUUAUAUACUUCUCAAACAAAUAAUGUAUUAUUCACCAUAAAGAGUUACUUGAAAAUAUUUACUCUUGUUCAUUGGGAUUCGAUCACUUAUUAUUAAAUCUUAGUACCUUUUAAUAUGACUGCAACAAACAUGACGGAUGCAUUACGUGAUUGAAUCUCUCUAUAGCAAAUUUAUUUAAUUCUCUUCAAUAGUAUAGCUCAUACUGACAUACUACAGUAAUAUCAAAGGCAUCGUACACAUAUUGAACGACCCCCAGCUGUUACUUAAAAAAGCAAACUUUGAUUACGAUAAAUGUCUAAUAAUUAAUUGAUGUAAGGAGUGUAUAUGAAUUAAGAAUACAGAAUAUGUAGGGAAAAUUUGUGUUUUGCAACUGUUUUUCAAGCAGCUAUAACCAAAUUAUAGAUUCGUCUGAGCUUAGAUGUGCCACUAGGUGCAUAGGUGAAUAAUAACAAAUGUUUAUGUACAUAGUGGUUAUUUACACGACGUCGUCAGAAACGUAGCUAUUUAGCUAUUUAAAUUAUUAAAAAAAAAGAAACAGAAAAAUAUUCGAAAUUAUUAAAGGAAAAGUUGGUUUCAUAUAGCUGUUAUUCGAUAGUUUGUUUAAAUCGUGAUUUAAUAUUGUUAAACAUAUAUUCAAUAGAAAUGGCUUAAUGAAUUUCGGUAAUAAAGUUAUUAGGAGAGUAAAUAUUCGACUUAAUAUUAAGCUGUAUUCAAAUGUUUGUCACGCAAAAGCUAAAUCCAUAUUAUUUAAUGUACAAAAAUUGAAAUGUUCGUCUCUUAAUGAUUAUUGUUAUGUGUAUAUAAUGCUUUCAAAAUAAAUAAUGUUAACAAUCGGGCAGUCACAGUAAAUAAAAAAACAUGAUGUAUAACUUGAAAAAUAUUACGGUAAUAAGUGAACAAUAGGUAUGAUUAGGUUUAGUUUAGAGAGAUGUAGCGGUUACGAUGUUAUUUUUAUUUUAUUAUUUCGGAUUAAUAUUAUGUUUGCGAGCGUGUGCGAGUUUGUAUCUGUCACGCGUGCUGCUUGCGUUGCGUCAUAUAUCACACCUUUGUAUGCCUUCACUAGAUAAUACUUAAGGUUAUUAAUUAUAGUUAUAAACCAGCGGUCGUCUUGAGCCAUUGUUAUUUUAUGUCUAUCAUUAAUAUUUAAUCGAGAUUAAAUAUAUAAUAUUAUUUUUUAAUGUUAUCUUCGAAUGUUAACAGCAUGUUAAAUAACUCCCGAUAAUGUUAUAUUGUAACGCUAUAAUCGCGAGUGUCGUAGAAACAUUGAUUAUAAAUUUUAUCAUCAGAAUCAUUCCCUGUCAUUAAAUUAAUAAAAGUAAUGUUUAUUUUUCUUAAUAGAGAAAAUAUUAACAAUAUAAGACAGAUAUAAAUGGUUUAAUUAAUACAUUAUUAGUAUUGUAUUUAUUCGUGUAUGAUACGAUUUCCCUGAAUUGGAUUAUAGUAAGAUUAUAUAAUAUGAAUAAAUUAA
Molecule: messenger RNA, 7354 nt
Organism: Nymphalis io (European peacock)
Lineage: Eukaryota; Metazoa; Arthropoda; Insecta; Lepidoptera; Nymphalidae
Gene: Chc
Product: clathrin heavy chain
Exons: 29
Coding region: 177-5246 (1689 amino acids)
Biological process (GO): intracellular protein transport; receptor-mediated endocytosis
Cellular component (GO): clathrin coat of trans-Golgi network vesicle; cell cortex; clathrin coat of coated pit
Molecular function (GO): clathrin light chain binding; structural molecule activity
Source: RefSeq, a predicted model, not a curated record